This is a messenger RNA of Sphaeramia orbicularis (orbiculate cardinalfish), 3816 nucleotides long. It is a transcript of the gene mthfd1l, whose product is annotated as methylenetetrahydrofolate dehydrogenase (NADP+ dependent) 1 like. NCBI's taxonomy places the organism in Eukaryota, Metazoa, Chordata, Actinopteri, Kurtiformes, Apogonidae. The record is from RefSeq and is a predicted model, not a curated record. Gene Ontology annotation, biological process: tetrahydrofolate interconversion. Bases 160 to 3072 code for a protein of 970 amino acids. Gene Ontology annotation, cellular component: cytosol. Gene Ontology annotation, molecular function: formate-tetrahydrofolate ligase activity; methenyltetrahydrofolate cyclohydrolase activity; methylenetetrahydrofolate dehydrogenase (NADP+) activity. The transcript has 28 exons.
AUCGUACCUUCAUCAGGACCCUGUCGCUUGUUCUUUCUUUCUUUCCUUCUUCUUCUUUUUCCGGUGGUUGAACGAACUUUUCUCGGUACCCACCGUGAGAAAACUAAAACUGAAGAACUUCCAGCAGGCACGAUCGAAAACACUAUACGAACAGCAGCCAUGAAGUUGAGUACAUUCCGCGGAGGAGUGUGGGGCGUCCUUCGGGUUCAUCCAGCGGCGGGUCCGGGACGCAGGGUCACCGGCUUGUCUCCGAGAUGCCUUCCGCCGGUCGGUCCUCCCACCGGCCGGUUGUUUCUCAGAGGAGCGGCCGCUACAACCGGCGGUGGCACCAACCCGAAAUUAGCCUCCAAUUUCGGAAAACAUUCACUUAAAGAAGAUGUACCCGAGUGCGAUAGGUCUCUGAGGGAGGUGGUUCAGAGCACCAGGGAGGCAAUGGUGACUCUGCUUAGAAGAAACCCAACCAUCAAACCUGUCCUGGCCAUUAUACAGGCAGAUGAAGAUGACAGCGCAUUGGAAAUCAAUCAAAAAGUAGCUGGAAUGGUUGGUUUGAACAUUACUCACAUCUACCUGACAAAAGAGUGUAGUGAAGAUGAGAUUGUGGAGGAAGUGCUGAAGCUGAAUGAGGACCCCGGGGUGCAUGGUGUUUGCCUCCAACUCCCCUCUUCUGUCCUCACCAGUCGAGUGGCCAACGCACUCAAACCUGAGAAAGACGUAGAUGGGAUAACAGACCUGAACAUGGGCCGUCUGGUACGAGGAGACUUUAGUAAAGGCUUUGUGCCUCCGGUAGCCAGUGCUGUUGUAGAUCUGCUGGAGAAACAUGAUGCUCCUUUGGAAGGGAAAACUGUGCUGUUGGUUGGAUCUGAAGGACCCCUGGGGUUUGCCCUUCAGUGCCUGAUAGAGGGAAGUGGAAUGGUAGCACUCAAGAGUCAGUGGAGCUCAGCAAGCUUACAAAGACAGGUGAUGGAAGCCAAUGCUGUGGUGCUGUUAGGAGAAGGGGAUAUUGAUGUCCCGCCCACCUGGGUUCGACCAGGGGCUGCUGUCAUUCGCUGUGAAGAUGAAAUGGAGACAUCCGCAAAGUUGGGCUUAAGAUAUCUCACUGCAGCGUACAGAAUACAGAAUGCAGUGCGUAGCAGCAGUCGGUGGCUCCAGGAGCAGCAGUACAGACCCUGGCAGCUGAGGAGCCUCAAACUGCAGACCCUCACCCCUGUACCAAGUGAUAUAGAAAUCUCCAGAGCUCAAACACCUAAACCAGUCACACAGCUGGCAGAGGAGAUCGGUUUACUGCCAGGGGAACUCGAAGCCUAUGGCAGAAACAAAGCCAAAGUUCGUCUGUCCCUGUUGGACCGCCUCCACACACAGCCCGAUGGGAACUACGUACUGGUCGCUGGCAUUACUCCGACCCCAUUGGGAGAAGGUAAAAGCACCGUGACCAUUGGCCUGGUUCAAGCUUUCUCUGCUCAUCUGAAGCUCAACUCCUUUGCUUGUCUGCGACAGCCUUCCCAGGGACCCACCUUUGGGGUCAAAGGGGGAGCCGCUGGAGGGGGAUAUGCCCAGGUCAUCCCCAUGGAGGAGUUCAACCUCCAUCUGACUGGUGAUAUUCAUGCCAUCACAGCAGCGAAUAACCUGGUGGCAGCAGCUGUCGAUGCCAGGAUGCUUCAUGAGGCAACUCAGUCGGACAAGGCCCUGUUCAAUAGACUGGUCCCGUCUGUGAAUGGAGUCAGGAAAUUUUCCCCCAUCCAGAUUUCCAGGCUACAGCGUCUUGGCAUCAAUAAAACGGAACCCACAUCGCUUUCACCACAGGAGGUCAGCAGAUUUGUGCGUCUGGACCUUGACCCGUCAAAGAUCACCUGGCAGAGAGUUGUUGAUACCAAUGACCGUUUCUUGAGGAAGAUCACAGUUGGCCAAGCAAGCACUGAGAAAGGGCAGAUCAGAGAGACUGGAUUUGACAUUGCGGUGGCCAGUGAGAUCAUGGCCAUCCUGGCUCUGGCAGACAGUCUAGAGGACAUGAAAAACAGACUGGCACGUAUGGUGGUGGGGACCAGUCGCCGUGGACAGCCUGUCACUGCAGAGGAUCUGGGUGUGAGUGGAGCUCUGGCUGUGUUAAUGAAAGAUGCCAUCAAACCUACGUUGAUGCAGACCCUUGAGGGUACACCAGUGUUUGUCCACGCUGGGCCUUUUGCCAACAUCGCCCAUGGCAACUCCUCGGUGCUAGCAGACAAGCUGGCUUUGAAGUUGGUUGGACGAGACGGGUUUGUGGUGACUGAAGCUGGUUUUGGAGCAGACAUCGGAAUGGAGAAGUUCUUUAACAUUAAAUGUCGGGCUUCAGGACUGAGGCCUAAUGUGGUGGUGCUGGUUGCAACCGUCCGAGCCCUGAAGAUGCACGGUGGAGGCCCAAACGUGUCAGCAGGUGCUCCUCUUCCCAAAGAAUACAUUGAGGAGAAUUUAAGCCUGGUUGCAGAUGGGUGUCGCAGCAACCUGAGGAAGCAGAUCCAGAUUGCGCAACUGUUUGGAGUCCCUGUUGUUGUGGCACUCAAUGUGUUCAAGACAGACACCCUGGCAGAGAUUGACCUUGUUUGUCAGAUUGCAAAAGAGUGUGGAGCGUCUGAUGCAGUGCCGUGUCACCACUGGUCUCAGGGCGGCCGAGGGUCUGUGGAGCUGGCGAAGGCGGUGAAGGAGGCGGUCAGCAGACCCAACAACUUCCAGUUCCUUUACAACAUCGAGAUGCCAAUUGUGGAGAAAAUCAGAACAAUUGCCCAAAAAGUUUACGGCGCUGAUGAUAUCGAGCUGUCUCCAGAGGCCAAGGCGAAGGUUGACUACUAUAAUCAACAAGGCUUUGGUUCAUUGCCCAUCUGUAUGGCCAAGACCCACCUGUCCCUAUCCCACAUGCCCGACAAAAAGGGGGCACCGACUGGAUUUAUUUUGCCAAUCAGAGAUGUUCGUGCUAGCAUCGGGGCUGGUUUCAUCUAUCCUCUUGUUGGAACGAUGAGCACCAUGCCUGGCCUUCCAACCCGACCCUGUUUUUACGACAUUGACCUGGACCCGGUCACAGAGGAGAUCACUGGGCUCUUCUGAUAGUUCCAUAAAGCCUUUCUGCUCUGUCCUCAGGAUUCCCAGCUCUAUAACAGAAACACUAACACUGCAUAACAUAUCCUGGAAAAACCAAAUACUUGAGCAUAAGCUUGAUGCUGCAUUUGCACAUAUGUGAUAAGCCAAAAGAAACCUCUUACAUGUUUAAUAUUCUGUAUGUUUGUAUGCUUUUGACCUCUCUUUAAACCAUUUUUAUGUGAUUUUAUUUACUGGAAUUCAUGAAAAAAGUUAAAACUCAAAGGUUUUAUUACUGUUUUUACAUGUGAAGGGCACAGUUUGUGUCUUUUUUCUUGAGUAAUUCGCUGUUGUAUGCACAAAUAACCAUUCAGGAAUUUCCUGAAGUGCAGUUGAACCAGACCCUGCUGAAUGCCCAAACUGCUGUUACACCUUGCUGUUAUACCUUUAAGCCAUUUCUUUGAUUUUGUUCAAGUCUGUAGGUUUGUGUAAUAAAACUGCCAACUCCAGCCAUAGAAACAGUCUUAUUAUUAACGUCUUGUGAUGGUACUUUGGACUUUGCUUCAGGAUUUUUUAAAAUAAUCUAAUAUCAGUGUUAACGUUGUGUCAUGACCUUUCAUUUAACAAUAUUUUAAUAAUAUUGAAAUCAUUCAAUAAAUAUUCUAAUGUUCAGAGUCUAAACCCAUCUUUUUUCUAUAGCAAGCAUCUAACAUUUGUUUGCUGUUUACACUAAAUGCUGUCAGAAACUGAAUUUUAAAAUAAACCUGCCUUCCU